Molecule: messenger RNA, 3088 nt
Organism: Pezoporus flaviventris
Lineage: Eukaryota; Metazoa; Chordata; Aves; Psittaciformes; Psittacidae
Gene: CUNH18orf63
Product: chromosome unknown C18orf63 homolog
Exons: 12
Coding region: 49-1998 (649 amino acids)
Source: RefSeq, a predicted model, not a curated record
UUUUCCUUUCAAGACCCAGGGGCUGCUUUGGGGCAAUCAACAUAUAACAUGAAUGGCACCAGGCACCAGCCUUUGUUCUUUGUCAGUCUGCCAGAGUUACAAGAACUCUGUGCUGCUACAGUAACACUGAGUUCUCAUAUACCAGAAAGCGAGACAAGGAGUACACAGAUAAAGAUUUGCAGGCAGUUAUUAUUCCUACAUCAAGACAUCCUUUCUGCACCUCUUAUUGGAACACUAAAUCAAAUUUCAAUUGUAAUGGCGAUACCGUUUUACAAAUCAGGAAUAUGUCAGGCCUACAUAGAGAAACAAGGAGCUACUCUGCAAGCACCACAAACAGUUAGUCCAGCAGUUCUCCAAGCUUGUCUUUCCUACACACUGACAGCCAGACUUGCACCCAGGUGGAACAAAGCUGGUCAUUUCCUGGUGCAAGGAAAAGAUUUUUUGUCUCGUUCAGGAAGGCAAAAUGCUGUUGUCAUAGACCUCAGUGUAUCAGAGAGACAGCUUUGCAUCAGUGUGGAGGCUUGCUCGGUUCGGUUGCCACCCCCUGAGUUGUCAGACUUUGAUAUUUCAGCAAACAUCUUAAAGCUGUUUGAUAGCAAUGAAAAUACAGUUAUUCACCAACAUUACAUAUCAAGUAACUGGUGCUACGUUUUGCCAAGCAUGAAAAUGGGUCAGAUUAUAAACAUCAGCCACAUAAUUCCUCCAGAAUCUCCUUUCCAUUCAUAUAAAGAAUUUCAGAUGCACUGGAAGAAUCUGGAAAUAAAAUCUAAGCAUAUGAACUUGGCUGGUGAGAUGGUUUGUGUAGUAUCUCUAACACAGGCUCCUCCAAGGAAACAGACUUUGCCUGGAAUUUCUUCACCAUGCAGUAUGGAAAACAGCCACUGGAUGGAGCGUUUGAUCAAAGAGCCAGAAACAAACGGUUUUUCGAGUAGCAGUAAGAAUAUAGGAAAAGUUAGCAUUGAAGCAACAGCGAUGUCAAUGAAUAACAGGCAAAUACCAGAAGUACAAGAGUUACCAGUUGCAAAAUCGCUAGAAAUGCCUGUAAAUUCAGCCUUUGAGCUCCCCUCGCAGAAAGUCAGCAAAAUUAUACCAAUUUUCAAGGGAAAGUUGAUGCAAAUGAAUGGAAGGACCACAUAUCAUACGGGUGGGAAGAAAAGAGAAAGUGCUGAAAGACAUUCACCAAUGAAAAUUAUGGGUGUUUCAUCUUCUAUGCUGACUGGGUACAAGCCCAGCACGACUCAGGUUUACAAACCUGUUCAAAAUAUAUCAGUUAAAAAUCCUGCUCAUAGCAGCAUACUUCAGGUAACGAACACGAAAACAUAUGUAAAACAUGGUGCACCUGUAUUUCAAUGGAAAACCGAGUCUGCUGGACAAAUGACUAGUUCUGAUUUGUCUGAUAACUCAGCUUCAGGUGGGAAUUCGAGUGAAGCCAAUCACAGAAUGGCAAAUUUUCCUUCCUUUCUUAAGAAUGUUGGGUCAGUGCUUCCGAAAUCAAACAUCAGUUUAAGUCUGAAUGCAUAUGAAUCUCCUGUGUCCAGUGCAAGAAGGGGGAAAAAGUUUGCAAGUCAAAAUACCAUGCAAGUUCUUCAGAAACAAAACCAGUCAAAGAAAGUAGAUUUGCAGAUUCAUAAAUUAGACAAUGAAAUGACAAAUUCCAGUUUAUCACAGCAACAGAGAUCAAAUGAAAGAGCAGGGUUAAAUAUUAAUGAAUCUGUCUUAAAAGAUAAAGCAUGCACCGCCAAGAAUGAAGAAGGUAAAGCAGCAUGCCACUAUACGGACUAUAUUGCUGAGACAAUCAGUCAUCAUUCCAAAUCUAUCUUUGAACAGAUGAUUACAGGGAACAAGUAUCUGACAUGUGAAACUCUGACCUCAAAACUGACUUCCUCAGUCAAGGAGAGCGAUGUGGAAGAAUUUGUAAAGAAAAGUUGUGCCAGAAGAAGGCAGAAAGAAGAAGGUUCAAAGUUAAAGAAAGCCAAGAGAAGUAAGCCUUCUAUUUAGGAUGUUCUGGAGUACUGAAAGAAAACCCUGGGUUCCCAAGAGGGCAUUAACAUACUUGCGGAUCUCUGAGCUGUGUGAACUUUGCUGUUUAUUUCACAUCUUUUAUACCUGUUUCUGAGUGAAAAACUGAGUGUUAAGUACAUACAGUAAAGUGAAACCAUGUAUUGAGAACUUUUCAAGUUCAGGUUAAGCAAGUGUCUCUAAAGAAUUUGAAAAUGUAGCUAAUUGCUUAGGUUUUGAAUCACAUUAGAUCUGUUCUAGUACUUGCACUUAAUCAUUCUUCCAAGUUAGUUUUAAGUUUCAAGUCUGUCUUUUUAUGAUAUAGUUAUAUUUAAUUCCUAGCUACAAUGUUUAGGUUUCAUCAGUAAAACAUUCCUAAGUAACUUUUCCUUGUCAAGUCCAAUGGUUAGAAAACAAGUGGCGCAUUUUUUCUUAGGGGAAUAAUCUGGAGGCUGGAUUUGAUUCAAGCUUCUUUAAUUCUUGUUAUAUAUUCUAAUGAAUUAAAAAAUGCCCAGAAUUUUGCCCUAUUACAGUGACAGCUUUUGUUUUGUUUUGCUGUUUCUCAGAUGGUGACUGUUAACAUAACUGAUUUAAUGGUGCCAGUGUUCAAAAGAGAGUGGGCACUUCAACAACAAGUAUUUUUCUCAUACAAAGCAUACAAAACCACACAAAUAUUACAAAAAUUAGAGCAACAUGCGCAGUGAGGAAUCAAUAUUUACAUUUCGUCCAGAAGUUGGUAUACAAAAGUACCUUUCAAAUGCUUUCAUAGAUUUGCCUAUAUGUAAUUGAUCUUUUUCUUGUCUUACAGUAUGAAAAAGCCUGUAGAGCAGUUUCAUUUCUGCUGUGCUAGAUAAAUUAAUGCUUCAUCUGAUCUGUUUCAUAUUGUUGCCUUUUAAAUGCUGCUGGUUGCCAAUAUUUGCCUUGUAUUAUAACUGAAUUAAUUUUGCAUUAUUCUUGCAUUUUCAAAUGUUUACCUAAUUUUGUGUUAUGUAUUAUAAUACUUAAAAUAUAGAAAAUUAAAUUAUCACAGGUCCAUUUUCUUACAUUUAAAAUAAACUACUGAAUUAUUUAUUUGUGCUAAAUUGCUAAA